Fusarium musae is the source of this 4080-nucleotide messenger RNA. RefSeq lists its product as uncharacterized. The record is from RefSeq and is a predicted model, not a curated record. Bases 1 to 4080 code for a protein of 1359 amino acids. The transcript has a single exon. Lineage: Eukaryota; Fungi; Ascomycota; Sordariomycetes; Hypocreales; Nectriaceae.
AUGGCGAGUGGUCCGCCCUACAACGGUUACCAGGUGCCACCUGGCCCGGGAAUGCCUUACCAGGCUGCCCCACCACCAACGCAGCAGUACUCGCAAUCCCCUCACUCUCAACAAUACUCUUCACCUCCAACUCAUCAAUAUGUUCCCAGCCAGCAACCGAAUUAUCAGUCGCCUCACCCAGGCAACGAGCAGCAGGCCUACCAAAGCCCGCAGCCGCCUCCUGCCCAGUAUGCGCAGUCACCACAAGGCGUGUCUCAGCAGUACGCGCCGGCAAAACAGCACAAUUAUCAGUCCCCUCCUCUGCCAAGCCACUACCAGGUGAACCAGCCCGCGCAAUCACCUCAGGUCCAGCAUGCCCAAUCGCCACAGGGUCAAUAUCCCCAGCAGCAGACGCCCACGUACGGUGUCGCAGCCCCACCAACACCUGCCCAGCACCAGCAACAGUACCAGCAACAGGCAGCUCAAUUCGCGACUCGACCCUCUGCUCAAGCCCAGCUACAGUCAACCGCUCAAUCUCUUUUCAAGUCUGGAAAAGGUAUUCUGGGAAAUCUCGCCAGCAACAUCAAGUCAAAGUACCCCGCUUCCUCACCUUCCGGUCCUCCCGCAAGUUCUGGGACUUCGUACACUGGUGAAGCACCGAAGCCGACGUACAAUCCAGCGCAGCAUCCUACGCAAACGCCUUUGAGCCCGACAAACUCAUUUCCUCAAGGCUAUGGCCAAACUCAGCCUCAGCAUGCAUAUGCCAAUCAGGUGCCGCCGACACCGCAGCAGAGCGUCCCGCCCACUGCUCCAGGCUACCAUCCGACUCAGCACCAAGCAGCGCCUGCGACAUCCCUAGGUCAGCAACCCAGCGCGCCUGGUCAACCGCCUUACCUAAGCUGGCAAGAGCGUUUAGAGGCUGCUCAGCAUCCCAGUGCGAACUUUCAACAAUCGCCGCACGUGGAUGUUCACGCAGGGGCACAGGGCGUGGUACCUCAGCCUCAGCCGCAAGUUCAAUCACCAUCAAGUGCUUCACCAUAUCCACAGCCCGUUUUACACCAUCAGCAGUCGAAUCCGUACCAACCUACGACAGUACAGCCUGCACAUCAAUAUGUUCCACAAGGAGCGGGCUCUGCCGCCUCACCUGGGUACGGCCAGAACCCUCCGCAAGCGCUUUCACCGCAUCAACAGCACCAGAGUGCUCCUCCUCAGCUCCAACAACAGGCAUCAUGGCCGCAACAGGGAAGUGUGAGUACUUCGUACAACCCAGCACUGCCAUCACCUCCUCCUCCGCCGCAGACAGCUCCCCAAUCUGGUCCCCCAGUUGGUCCUCCCAAUCAUGGCUCUCCUGCUCUCCAGCAACAGCUACAGUACCAACAGCAUGCUGGUGCGACCAAUCCUCAAGACCCAACAGCGACCCAGCAAGCUGCUCACGAGUCGCCGUACCAAGCUACUCCAGCUAGUGCUACGCACAACCCGCAUCAUGUCCUUCUGCCCCAGCAGCUUUCUCAGAGUCCCCCUCCCCAAGGAUACCCGCAACAACAGGUAUCGACUCCUUACAACCCAGUGGCCGCUUCGGGAAUGUCGCCCGCCGCGCAUGCCGUGCCUGUCCCAAUAGCUCAGAGUGUUCCCAUGAGCCAACCGCAGGGCUCUCCUGCAACGCAGUCACCUCACAAGCAACACCAGAGCCCACCAGCGGCAGCAACUCAGCAUGAGCAAGCGCCUUUUCAGGGUGUUUCUGGACCCCAGGGACAGUAUUACACCCCACAACAGACGCAAGUUCCUCAGACUGGAGGUGUCCCCGGCAGUGUCCAGCCGAUUGCUCCCCCAAAUCAGACUCACAGCUACCCGCCUCCACCACCUUUGCAGCAACCGCAGCACGAUGUACACUCUGUCGCUACCCCGGCAUCAAGCCAGUACCAGCCGUACAGUCCACCGGUCGACCAACAGGCGCCACCGGCAACGUACCCGCAGCAUCCUGAAGUCGCAGCUACGAGCUCUUCAGCAUCUCAGCCGUAUACGUCGCCUCCUCAUCUGCCGCACCCAGCUGGUGUGAUCAACCAUGGACAAGUGCCUGCAAAUGCCCCGCCCAAAGUUUCAGGUCAGCAGUUCCAACCGUACCAGCCUGCUCCCGAGAUGCCAAACUCUCAGCUCCCACCGGCGAAUGCGAAUAACGUACCCCCCCAACCCGCUGCUUAUGGCUACCAAGAAGAUCCUGUCGCUUCUCUCUCUGCCCAAAUGAACAAUCUGAACGUCCUGAAUAGUGGUCACCCUCCAACGGUACCCAAUAAUAACCCGACCGCACGUCAGGAUGGGCCUCGGGGACCGCCCCCCUGUCAAGCUACAGGCAUGUCCAGCGACAUUCUCCCAUACUGCCCGGAAGACAGAUCCGUAAGCUACUCGCUUGAUUGGUAUCGCUUCAUUGCUGUGCCCCAGUAUCUCAUUUGCACAAGGUGCUAUACCGACUAUGUUCAGAGGACUCAUCUCGCGGGCCACUUCGAGAGGUACCAUUCGCCUGAGGGCACAGAAUCGAAGUGCGGCUUCUGGUCUCCUCGCGCGAGAGAGGUGCUUUGGCCACAGGCCCUUCAGACGAACGACGUCAGGCCUCUACAGGUAUGGAUGGAGAAGAGCCUGACUCUGAAGCCCUGUAAGGGUAGGGUAUGGACAACCGCUGCCGACGAGAUCAAGUGGUGGGGUAUGGUCAACAACGAGAUCGAUGGAUUCAUUUCGUGCGAUGCCUGCUACGAGGAUAACGUUGUCGGCACGCCCUUCGAGUCUCGGUUCCAACCUUACCGUCAACAAGCACAAGACGAAAAGUGGAUGUGUGAUUUAUGUAUACCUUACAUCGCCAAAACAGCAGUCAAAAUGGCAAAGCAAAAUCACUGGAAUGGCUUUGUCGAAGCCGCGAAAGCGCGCGUUCAUCUUCCUGUGUGCGAAGGUAGAGAUGAGGAGUCUAAUAACGGACAUUGGAUGCUGCCGCGACGCAGGAUCAAGGACCUGACCAUCUGUGAGGCAUGUUAUCUGGAUAAACUCGCCUUGACGCCAUUUGGCAACGAGUUUGAACGUCACAUACGUGCAGAAGGCUUUGACGCCUUCGUCGAGUCAAUUGGCCAGAGAUGGAAGUGUAAGCUCACUGAUACCGCAGUAAACAUGAGUAUCGCGCUCGAAGCAGCCAUUUAUCGUCGAGACUUUGACGUGUUCUGGAACGCUGCCAAUGCCAUCGUGGGUCUUGUCCCAUGCACUAUUCACGGCAUCGUGCGUGGCAAUUGGUGGACUGUCGCGGGAGGGUGUGACGACUUCGAUGUUUGUGAGGCUUGCUAUAAGGGAGUCGUCGAGACGUCUGGUCUCGAAAAGUUCUUCGAGCCUGCCCAGCGCGAUCAGACUGUCGACAUCGUUUGUAACUUUUGUCCAGGUUCUCCUCGAUGGGGCUCGUUUAUCACCAAGUUCGCCGAAGCUCUUGACAAAGGUGUCUUCAGUCACUACUCCGACUACGUCAGGAAAUGGGCUGGAGUGCCGACAUGUCCAGGGAUCAAGAACAGAGGGAAGAGUAAAUGGUGGGGUCACCCAGAAGCUCUGGCCUGCCAGGACUGUUGGUUGAACUUUGUGGCCGAUACGCCCUUGGGAGAUUCCGUUCCUGUAAAGGGCGUUUACGAUGAACGUACCUUGAUCUGUCAGCUAUGGUCUCCAAGAAUGCGCAACAUGUGGCUCGCAGCUUGUGCCGCCGGACCUCCUGGAUCACCCGAGUCGCAAAAGGCUCUUGACGAGUUCAAAGCAUUCGGAUCGAGGCGUGUGCAAGUGUACAACGCGACAGUACCUCACAUUGAGAUGAUACAGCAGAUGCAGAUGAUGAAGCAAAUGCAGGCUAUGCAGCAGGGACAACUGAGCUUGAUGUACCAGGGUAUGAAUGGUAUGGCAGCUAUUAGCGGUACUACGGAUGGGUACUUGCAUGGCAAUAGUUCUGUCGGAUACUACGAGACUGAGCAUGGGGUCACGGCGGCGAAUAUGAUGAAUAACAUGCAUGCUGGGAUGGCGGAUGCAAAUAAGAUGAGUGAUUGGCAAACGAUAAUGCAGUUGCAAGCCACUUGGAUGGAGGUUGAGUAG